Molecule: messenger RNA, 1404 nt
Organism: Quercus robur (English oak)
Lineage: Eukaryota; Viridiplantae; Streptophyta; Magnoliopsida; Fagales; Fagaceae
Exons: 2
Coding region: 1-1404 (467 amino acids)
Molecular function (GO): catalytic activity
Source: RefSeq, a predicted model, not a curated record
AUGAAUGUCAUCAUAUGGAACUGUAGGGGAGCUUUGAAGCCCACCUUCCUAGGUUAUGUCAGAGAGUUGAUUCGUAUCCAUAAUCCGGCUAUUCUAGUCCUGAUGGAAACUAAAGUUGGUGGUGAGCGGGCUAAAGAGAUCACUGAUCGCCUUCCUUUUGAUGGUGUGAUUCACACGGAUACUAUCAGAUAUGCAGGUGGGCUAUGGAUGCUUUGGACUUCUGAUAAAGUGGAGGUUAAACCGCUGUCAAGUACUGAACAAGAGAUCCAUGCCAUGGUUAAGGUAAUGAACUCUAACUUCAGUUGGUUAUUUACUGCAAUUUAUGCUAGUCCUAGGAGUGUCGAAAGGCAUAUUUUAUGGAAUAACUUAAAUAAAGUAGCUGAGCUUCAUGAUAUGCCUUGGGUUAUUGCGGGUGAUUUUAAUGAAACUCUUACAGCUGAGGAUAAGUUUGGGGGUAGGGCUGUUGGGGUAAAUAGCUCUCUUCGAUUCAAAGAGUGUUUGGAUAAUUGUAAUAUGAUUGAUAUUGGUUUUUCUGGGCCGCGCUUCACUUGGACUAAUAAAAGGGAAGUCCAAGCUCUCAUCCAACCUUGGAGACAGCCCCGCAGUCUAAGAGAAGCAACUGAGAUCUUUACCAAGGAGGCUAACUCGUGGAACAGGCGCCAUUUUGGUAACAUUUUUGUCAAGAAAAAGAAUAUCCUAGCAAGGUUGAAAGGCAUCCAGCGAGCAGUCUCCAUAAAGCCAUCAACCUUCCUCCUAAACCUUGAAAAAGAGUUGGUAAAGGAGUUUGAUACUAUUCUUCGCCAAGAGGAGGAAUUAGGGGCUCUUAAAUCCCGGGUUAAUUGGAUGAUUCAAGGGGAUAGAAACACCAAUUUCUAUCACGUUUCAACUUUGGUGAGAAGGAAAAUGAAUCAGAUUUUGGCUAUUAAAAAUUCUAUUGGGGAUUGGAUUUAUGAGGAGGAAGAAAUCAAGGAGUUCAUUAGGGUGGGAUUUAUGAAUACUUUCACUUCUUCUUUCACCAGUGUUCCUCGGUUAGCUUCUGUGCCUUCCCAAUGGCAAGCCAUGCUCUCGGAUGAGGAAAAGAUUAGCAUCAGUAGAGCAGUAACGGAAGAUGAAAUUAAGGCAGCCUUAUGGUCUUUGAAAACCUUUAAAGCCCCAGGCCCAGAUGGUCUUCAUGCGGGCUUUUUCCAAAGAUUCUGGCUCCUAUUGGGUAAAUCAGUUGUGGAUGAAGUGAAGAGGAUUUUUAAAGAGAGAAGAGUGUCGAAAUACCUGAACAAGACCCAUGUUGCUCUCAUCCCAAAAAUUCAAGGUCCGGAGACCUUAGGGAACUAUAGACCUAUAAGUCUAUGUAAUACAGUCUACAAGAUAGUCACAAAGAUCUUAGUGGCUAGAUUAAGACCUUGUUGA